AUGAAGCCGAAGCGCCUAGAUCCCAGAAUCUUGGAGCGACCCAUUGCUCAGCGGCUCUGUCUGAUCUUGCGCCAGCUGAGAAGGCGUGCUUCGCAAGAGGCCUCUGACCUAUUGAAGUCUCGACCUCACUUUCCACUCUUGAAAGCGAGAGCUGCAACGGCCACAACCUCCAAUUUCAUAGCAGAGCGCCAAGUGAAAGCCCGAGAUCAGAUCGCAAGCCUUCAACACAUCGCUGCUGCUGACGUCCGCUCACAUCCAAACUCAUCAUCCUCAAUAAUGAGGUCUCCAUCUCCAAAGGCUUCGCAGUCGUGCCCAUGGGGCUUGACCAUUCUGCUCCACGGGCGUGGCUAUUCUGGGGAAUUGAAGUCGUGGCGAGCGACGGAUGGACUAAUCUUGAGGCAGAAGGAGCCACUCGUGAGCGUGAAAAAUCAAUACCAGUCUGAAGUUACUCGUGGCCAGGUAGUGAGUUCCAGACACAUUGUGAUAUCCUCCGAGGUUGCAUGGCGUGGUAUUGAUGAUAUGCUACAGUCUCAAUAG
Molecule: messenger RNA, 537 nt
Organism: Pseudocercospora fijiensis CIRAD86
Lineage: Eukaryota; Fungi; Ascomycota; Dothideomycetes; Mycosphaerellales; Mycosphaerellaceae
Exons: 5
Coding region: 1-537 (178 amino acids)
Source: RefSeq, a predicted model, not a curated record